Messenger RNA from Plasmodium vinckei vinckei, 2511 nucleotides. Its product is annotated as conserved Plasmodium protein, unknown function. The transcript is spliced from 5 exons. The record is from RefSeq and is a predicted model, not a curated record. Lineage: Eukaryota; Apicomplexa; Aconoidasida; Haemosporida; Plasmodiidae. Bases 1 to 2511 code for a protein of 836 amino acids.
AUGGAGAAACUGUUUGAUAAAAAUAAAAAAAAAUAUAAAAAUAAAUUAUCAAUUAUUAAUGAAUAUGAAAAAAAAAUCGAUUGUAUAAUAAUUGACUUUAAUAAAUUAAAAGAUACAUGCACAAAUAAGGAAAAAAAAAUAUCUAAGCUUGAGGAAAUAACAAAAUAUAUGAAUGACCAAUUUUCUAUAAGUAAAAUACAAUUUGAAAAUAAAAUGAAUGAAUAUGUCAUAUUUUUAAAAAAAAAAGAUUCAGAAAUAUAUAUGUUAAAAGAACUCAUAAAAGAAAAAGAAAAGGUUAUCUCAUUUAAUGAAAAUAUAUUAAAACAAUAUAAAGCUGAUAUUGAUGAUAUGCUAAAACAAAAUAUAGAAAGAGUGGAACAUGUAAAAAAUAAAUUAAAAAUACAACAAAAUAUGAUUUCCGAAAAAGAUUUAAAAAUAAGUAAACUUGAGGAAGAUAUGCGAGUAAAUGAAUCUAAAAUAAAUGCAAUGGAAAAUAAAAUUAAAGCCUUACAAAAUCAAGUCGAAUUAGAGGUAACAGAGAAAAAUGAAUUUAAAAAAAAUUACGAAAAGGAAAAUAAGGAAAAAGACACACUCUCUAAAAAAUUAGACGAAGUUAUUAAUGAAAAAAACAACUUACAUUAUAAAAUAGAAGAAUUAUUAAAAACUGAAAAAAAUAUUAUUGAUGAUAAAGCAGAGCUACUUGAAUGUAAAAGUGAACUAAGUAUAGAAAAUGAAAAAAUUAAACUUGAAAUAAAUACUAUGAUAUUAGAAAAGGAAAAGAUGGAAGAAAAGUACAAUUUAGCUAACUCCGAAAAAGAACAAAUAAAUAAUGAAAUGAAAAUAUUAAAAAAGAAUUAUGAAAAUAAUGUUAAUGAAUUAGAAAAAUUAAAGGAAGAAUUGAAAAAUGUUCAAAAUGAUUACAACCAAUUGAAAGAAGAAAAAGACAGAAUUGAAAAAAGCUACUCAACAGAAAUAGAAGAAAAAAAUAAAAUCCAAAAUAGUCUUGAAGAGACAAAAAACGAAUUAAUAACCUUCGAAAAUCAAAAAGAAUUGCUACAAAUCGAUUUGAAUAAUUUACAAAAACAUCUUGAUAAAACUGUUAUAAAAAAUGACGACGAAAUUAAAGGGUUAAAAAAACAGCUAAGCGAAUUGGAAGCAAAAUUAGAAGAAGCAAAUAAUCUAUAUUUUAAAGAAAAAGAAGUUAUAGAAAAAUUAAAUAAAGAAAAAAAUAAAUUUAUAAAAGAGUUUGAUAAACUAAAAAGUAAAAAUAAAAAAAUUACAUCAAAAAUGAAAGAAACACAAAUCUCUAAUGAAAAAACAAUAAAUGGUGUUAUAAAAGAAAAAAAUGAAUCCUUAGAAAAAGAAAAAAGUAAAUUCACAGAAAAAGUGCAAUCAUUAGAACAAGCGUUUCAAGAGUCAUAUAACGAAUUACAUUGCCAAAAAAAAAAUAUACAAAAUGAAUUAGAAGAAUUAAAAAUAAUUAACCAAGAUAUAAAAAACAAUUCAAAAAAUCUUCUAAAUGUUAAUGAUGCGCUAGUUAAAGAAAUGAAAACAUAUAAUAUCGAAAAAGAACAAUUCAUUAAAGGUUUAAAAAAUAUUAAAGAAGCAUAUAUAAAAAUAAAAAAUGAAAAUCAGCAGCUUAAAAAAAAUGCAUUUUUAUUUAUCCAAAAAGACAUAGAACAAAACUAUGUUCCAAUUAAUAUACACAACACUGUUUUAAAUGAAAAAAAAACUUAUAUUUCAGAAAUUGAUAUUCUUAAAUCGAAAGUUAAAAACUCAGAAAAUGAUAUAUCUAAUUUAUCCAAAGAAAAAUCAAAACUUUCUGAAAAAUUAAAAAAAAUUAAUCAACAAAAUGAAGAUCUAAAUACGAAUAUAAAGGUUAAGAGCAAAAUAACAGAAGAUAUCAUGAGAACUGUUGAGAAACUAAAAUCAGACAUAACCAAUAAAGAAGAAGAAAUAAAAAAGAAAAGCCUCGAAAUUAAAAAAAUGGAAAGAGAAUACAAAACUUUAUUGGAUGAUUAUAAAAUGGAAAAAAAAAAUUUAAUCGCAAAAUAUGAAAAUGAACUUGAUGAAUAUAUGAAUAAGUGUGAAUUUGCUCAUUCUAAGUAUAAGAAGUACGAAGAAGAAGUUAAAGAAAUGAAAAGCAAAUUAAAGAAGAAGGAUGAAAUAUUGGAGUAUACACAUAAGGAGAUCGAAAAUAUUAAAGAAUCAUUCUGCAAAGAAUAUGAACAUAAAAUCCAAGCUGUUAUUGAGGAAAAGGACAAAGAGAUUCAUGCAAUUCAAAAGAAGUUUAAGGAUCUCACCGAAGAAAAUACAGCAAAUACGAACGAAAUUGCAAAAUUAGGUAAAAUGCUUGAAGAGGCAAACAAAAAGAUUAAAAAGAGAGACAUGGAAAUGUAUAUAUUACUUGACGAAAAUAAAAAACAAAAAGAAAAGGCAGCAAAAAAAAUGAAUAAAGUUAAUGAGUUAUUAAAUAAUUUACAAAAAGAAUACACUAAUAAUAUACCAUAA